GCGAGGGGACAAAUGCUGGUGCUCCCGUGCGCCGCCAUGGGGAGUCCGGAUCCGGAGGUCGCGUGGGUGCUGCCCAAUAAACACGUUGUGCGACCAUCGCCGUCGCCGUCGGACGGGACGUACGUGGCCGACAACGGCACGCUGGUGGUACCAGAGGUCACCGAAGGCGGGUUUUACCAGUGCGUCGCUAUCAACAAGUUGGGCACGGAGCGACUGGUCCACAAAGUGAAGGUCACCGCGGCAAGCGGCGAGGGUGGGCGCGUGACGAAUGAGAUCGUGGAGAGUGUGGAGAUGGUGACCUCGGUCGCGCCGCCCACAAGAGCGCCGGAUGACCUCGCCGCCGGGCGUUACAUUCUACAGGAGGUCACAGAGGGGCAUGGAGUGACGGUGAGGGCCCGGCACACCGCGCCGGGGCCAAGCGUUGCGAUGCAGGGACGGCGCGAAGGACCGACGAGCGCCACGAUGGAGAACAAAGACCUUGACAACAACCUCAAUGAUGAUGAUGAUGACGAUGAAGGCGAGAGAUCGCUGAAGACGGAGACGAAAACUCUCGGUUCCCGCAAUCGAACUCACUCAACACUGUCGAGAUUUGACCCUGGCUGGUGGGCGAAGGUGCUGGAGAAUGUCCGCAACAAAAUAAGUCCCCGAGUGAGACCCACACUGUCGCUGCUGCCCCACACAAAGCCACCACACACAACCUCUCCCGCCAGGAUAGAGGAGGAGGAGGAGGAGGAGGGGGAGGAGGAGAAGGAAGAGGAGCAAGAGGAGGAUAAGACAGAGGAGGGUAACAAGGAUAUGAACUCAGUGGAGGAGGGAGGUGGGAGGUCGCGGGCCAAUGAUGAAUUGACACGUGGGAGCGAUGGUAGGGCCGAGGCUGAGAACGAGGAGUCGUCGGCGGACGAUGUGGACGUGGCCGUCACUAAGUUUAACUCCAACCCCACGCCACAGACUCCAUAUCUUCCUACCACUAGACCGGGAAUAGUUUAUGUACCCCGUGCUGGCCUUUCACCACCCAUCAACCGGAUCUUCACACCCAAGCCACUGGGAGAAGACAGUGCGAUGGAGCCCAACUACGAUCUGAAUUCAUUCUCAGACGGUACGGACGGCCAGCGGGCCAAAUGGCACGACAUCCGUCCGACAGAAAAAAGUGAUACGGCCACCGUUGCACAUAUUGGGGGUGAGCAUCAAGACUUUAAAGAGGAGGAAGAAGAGGAGGAAGAAGAGGAGAAAAAAGAGGAGGAAAAAGAGAAGGAAAAAGAGGAGGGAGAAGAUGAUAAAAAAGAGGAGGAAAAAGAGGAGGGAGAAGAGGAGGGAGAAGAGGAGGAAGAAGAAGCAACAAAUUCCUUCCACCAAGAAGAGAUGCACAUGGACAGACAUCACAUGCAAGAUCCAACUGCUCGCACAGCCUCACGGGAAAAUGCAGCCACGCCCUACGAGCCUGGCGUGGAUGAACUUGAUGGUGGCAGCGUAGUGAGGGACACGUUCAAUUCCCCUCGCACGGACGAACCAGAGGCUCCGACCAAAUCACAUGCGGCUCUCCCCGGGGACAAAAGCGCGCUCGCCGAGGCCACCUCUGUCGAUGGUCGAGUGUCAUUGCUCGGGAAGCAUCGCCCCGGCGACAGCGGGCAGCCAAGCUCCCGGGGCAACUCGGUCGAGACGAGCAAGGGCGGCGGCGCAGGGAGUGAAGGAGGUGGAAUGAGAACUGGAGCGCGGGGGAGCGCUUACGACAGGACGCUUGGCCAUAGCGAGGAGGUGGAGCGAAGGUAUGGCCCGCGCAUGACGCACCGCUUGGGGGAGACGCCGGGCGGAGCGGCCGGGCGCAAUGUGGAGGCCGCACAGCCCACGCAGCCCACUGGAAAAAUGGACAGUGGUGCCACGUUGGGCCGAGCGGACAACAUAGGCAGAUCGGGCAGGCACAGGGUAGAGACUCAGGCCGUCAUUAUGCCAAGACCAUCGCACGCAUUCCCCGUGCAGGGAGGGAGGGAUGAGCAGUCGCAACAGGUGGGUGGAGCAAGCACAGGGCAUGUGGCACGGAUGCACGGGUCGGCAGGCAAUCGACUCCAUUUGGGAAUCGCACGGGAAGAGAGGCCGCUUCACCCCGGCGGUGUGCAGGGAAUUAAUCACUCGCCUCGCAGGACGCACAACCCCAUAACUCAUAAGCCGCAAUCUCGGCAGUUCCACCCACAGCAAUCUUGGCAAGAACAUCACCAUCGCCACAGCAACCACUACGUGCACGGUUACUCUCCCGCGCGAUAUCACCCGCUUUUGCCAAAACUCUGGAAUUUUUACCCGAAACGGUUUAACGGAGCGGUGACAAACAGACCUGAAAUCACGGCGCUGGUUGCAAAACCCACGCCACCUUUCCGCAAGGUGAUUUCGACCGAGCUGGAGGAUGACAGGACCAGGACAUUUUGGAAUCCACUUCCGCCAAGGCCGCACAGCGCCCCGAGGGUCGCCGUUAACUCCCUCGGCACCACUCUGACAGCGACCGAACGCUUUGAAAAUUCCCAGGGCGGCGCUGGAGUUCAGAGGUCAAAAAAUUGGCACCCAAGCAGACGUGGCUCUGGAAAUCACGUCAGCGGUGCCCUGACCUCGGAAGCGAAAGCCAUAGAACGCCCCAGACAAGCUUCGCCGCGCUCACAAUUACCAAAUCUGGGCCCGAGAGGAGGCAUGAGGCCCACGCAGCAGCUGCCGACACCGCCACCGUUGGCGCGACUCACGCCGCUCCGCCCCGGCUUUGCCCGGCGCUUUGGGGCGACGGGUUCGGGCGGCGGCGGUUCCGACGUGGGGCACGCGCGGAGAACCGACGGUUCGGACGCGGGAGCCUCCAACGAUGUUGUGUUGGACAGGCGAGGGGUGGCUGAGGAGGCGCCGAGUGUCACCACGGCGGCGGGAGCGGACGCGUUCCUCCCGUGCGGCACCGUGGGGGGCGGUGGCUCCAUGGACGUGCGCUGGAUCAGGGCGAGCACAGGAUCCAUCGUCGCAUCCUCCUCUGCCCCCUCCGGCCGCCGCGUGGUCGUCCUUCAUGACGGCACGCUCGCCGUCCGCUCCGCCUCUCCCGGCGACGCCGACCGCUACACCUGCGAGACGCCGACGGGUGGCAGCGGUACCGACAGGGCGACCGUUGCGCUGCGCGUGGAGUCACACCCGCCCCGGGUGCUGUCCCCCCGCUGGCGCGAGCUCCGCGUGUCCCCGGGCGGCACCGCUGAGGCCGAGUGCGCCGCGCAGGGGAGCCCACCACCCGCCAUCUCGUGGAUGCUGCCCGAUCGUUCGUCCGUGGCGGUGGCAGCGGCAGCAGUGGCGGCGCAAGACGGCGGCGGCGAUGGGGGGCGCGUGUCCGUGUCGGAGCGGGCGACGCUGAUUGUGCGUGACGUGCACCCGUCCGACCGCGGCGACUACUCCUGCGUCGCCAGCAGUGCGGCCGGCACCGACGCUGUCACCGUCCACCUGCACGUGCUCCCUGCCAGGCCGAUGGUGGUGCGUGGUGCCACCACCGUGUCAGUGGCGGCCGGGCGGCCGCUCUCGCUGCCGUGCACCGCCUCCGGGUGGCCGGAGCCAGCCGUGAGCUGGGCGCUGCCGGGGGACGGCGGGCAGCUGCUUCCCAAUCAGCGGAGUGGCGCGGGGUCGGGGGCGCGGGUUUUCGCCAAUGGCACGCUGCUGGUGCCGGCGGCAAUGUGGCGCGACGCCGGCACGUACAAGUGCACGGCCGCCAACGUGGCCGGCGUCGACAGUGCUGCCGUCAUCGUCACGGUGCUGGGGCCGCCCCGCGUGGCGGCGCCGCCGCCGGGGGACGUGGCCGUGCCUUACGGGGGCGCCCUCCGCCUGCGCUGCGUGGCCGAGGGAGAGCCGCGGCCGGUCGUGGUGUGGCGGCUGCCGUCAGGCGGGACGGCCAGCGCAUGGUUCGCUGCGGAUCGCCGCAUGCGUGUGCUGCCCGACGGCAGCCUGGCGCUGGAUGGCGUGGUGGCGUCUGACGCGGGGCGCUACAUGUGCACGGUGCGCAACCGGCACGGGGAGGACAGCGCUACAGCCACUGUCUCCAUCACGAUGCGCCCGGCUCGCAUCGAGCGCCACUCCGGGGACACCCGAUCCUCCGGUGGCAGCAGCGGCAGCGUCAAACAGAGCGUGCGUCACGGCGCCAACCUCCGCUUCGACUGCGUGACCUCCGGCUCGCCGCAACCCCGCGUCUCAUGGAGCCUCCCCGACGGCGCGGUGGUGCCGGCCGAUUUCAGAGCCCAAGCCAGCGGCGACGGUGGUGCCGCGGCGAUGUUGGCUGCAGGCGGCGCUCGGCGGUACGCGGUGUUCGGCAAUGGCACACUGGCGCUGAGCAGCGUCGGCCUGGCAGACAAAGGGGACUACACGUGCUACGCGGAGAAUGCCGUGGGCUGGGACGCCAUGGUGGUGCACGUCGCCGUCGAGGGACAGGCCCCACAGAUCCAGGACAAGCCAGAGCGAGCGGUCGUGCGCAUCACGUCGGGAGACUCUAUCGCCCUCGAGUGUCGCGCUUCGGGCGACCCGGCCCCGCUCAUCACGUGGCGACUUCCCGACGGCUCCCAGCUCCCACCGCCAUUGUCGCUGCCUUCCUCACCGCGAAGGCCUCGCUCGCCACGCACUCCGGGCCAAGAGGCUCCGCGCCGGGCGGCGCUGUCGGUGCGUGGGAAAGACUCGGCAUUGGAGGUGCACGGGGCGCGGAUCGCCGACGCUGGGCGCUACGUGUGCGUGGCGCAGAACGCGGCUGGCGAGGACUCGCGUGCCGUGCGGCUCGAUGUGCUGCCAGCGCCACCCUCCAUCAACGGACGCACCGGCACCAGCCCCGAGAUCAAGGACUCGGUGCCGCAGGGUGCGCGCAAGCUGCUGCCCUGUGCCGCGGACGGAGACCCCCAACCCCACGUCGUGUGGAUUACGCCCUCCGGCGCCUUCCUGCCGGUGCCACACUCCUCCGGCCGCCUGCUUACCCACGCCAACGGCUCUCUGGAGAUCCGCUCGGCGGCGCGCUCCGACGCCGGGCGCUACGCGUGCGUGGCGCGCGGGGCCGACGGCAGCAGGGACGCCCGCCUCUCGGUCGACCUAACCGUGAUGGGCGCCCCCGCCCCACCCUCCUUCCUCGCACCCACCACCGAGCGUGUCGAGGUCGCCCCAGGGGCCUCCGUGGCGCUGGCCUGCCCGGCGCGUGGGGAGCCGCCCCCGCAGACGACGUGGACGCUGCCCGGUGGUGCCCAGCUGGCCCGCGGCAGCAACCGCGGCGCGCGCUUUUCGGCGGGCCUCGACGGCGCCCUGCUGGUGCGUGGCGCGACGCUGGCAGACACCGGCGUCUACCGCUGCUCGGCACGCAGCCCGAGCGGCGUGACCGACAGGGUGGUGCUGCUGGAGGUCGGGCCGCAGCCGCGGAUCACGUGGAUAUCAGGCAGCACCGUCGCGGCGCUCGUCGGCGACACGCUGUGGCUGCACUGCGUUGUGGCCGCCGGACGCGCAUCAUGGCGGCUGCCGAGCGGCGUCACCGUUGAGGUCCCCCGCACGAGCGGCCGCUACACGCUGUUCGCGAACGGCACGCUGUCGGUGCGCGACGGCUCGACGCGCGACAGCGGCGCGUACGUGUGCACCGCUCGUGGGGCCGCCGGCACCGCCGCCGACGGGGAGAGCCGGACGGUGCGGGUGGUGGUGGUGGCGCAGGCCCCACGCAUCGUGGACGGGCCGCCCCCCGCCGUGGUGGUGCUCCGCGGCGCUCCGCUGCGCCUGCCGUGCAUGGCGAGCGGUGCCCCCGUGCCCGAGGUACGGUGGGAGCUGCCAGACGGGGCGCGGCUGUCGACGGGGACCCCGGCGGCGCACUCAGCGCGGAGCGGCCGCUACGUGCUCGCGCGCGGCAUGCUGGUCGUGGCGGCGGCCGCGGUGCGCGACGCCGGCUUCUACCGAUGCUCGGCAAGGAAUGCCGUCGGGGAGGAGUGGCGGCGCACGAGCGUGCGUGUGGUGUGACGCGGAGUGUGGGGGCCUGGCCCUCGGGGCGGCCGCCGGCGACCAUGGAGAGACUCCAUUUGGGGGUUCUGAGUUCACCUCUCGAUCACAAAAUUGGCGGAGUUUUAUUCAAUAGGGAUUUUGGAGGAAAUUAAGCAGCAGAUAAAAAACUAAUUAAUUCAUCCUUUAAAUAAAUGUAUCUCACGCACAGGAAAUAAAUGUAUGCCGUCUUUUAAACUUCACGGAUUCACUUAAUUUACAAUGCAGAGAAUACAGUUUAGGCUGACUCCCCCUCUCUCUUGCCUAUGGCUGGAAGAAUCAACCUAUCCACAUUAAUAAACCAGGAAAGGGCUUUAAAUAGGCUAAUGUGACACGUUAUGUCCAACCAUGGAUGGUUACUUAUUGUGAUACUUUGGUAUAAAUGCACGCAUAAAUUACAAGACGCAAUACCAGGUGUGUCCGUGACAGAGAAACGAGCCGCUUGGGAGUAUAAAGAUGUCACUCGACUCAUGCAAAUACCUGGGGACCACAGUGAGGCACGCACUACUGGGUGUUAUUGACAAUUAGAUUUUUAGUACAUUAUUGGUUCGCUGGUUGAAAUUCUUACCUUUCCGAUACAUGCGUCAAUAUUGUUUGUAAUUUGAGAAAAAAAAAAUGUGCAUGCAGAUGUUACUUGAUUUUUAAUGUUUUUGGAAUGAAACAUGCAAGACGGAACAAGCCAAACUCAGCAAUCAUUGGAAAGAUGUCAUCAACCACUUUGGGUCAUGACUUGACUUGUGUUUUCUUGGCAACCCCCACCGUCAGCAGUGUAGAGCGAGGUGCAAUGAUUGCCUGGCGGCUCUUUGAUUGGUGGACACCCACUGCCGGUUAAUUGCUUUCUCCUACAUUAACAUUAGCUGCCCCGCCCAUGCUGCUGACACACUUGGGCUGCGCCCAUCUCUAAACCUUUAUAAUCAGUUUGCCUUUAGAGGCUAACCCCUCUUUUCCUGAUGACGCCUGCUUGUGUUGUGAUUGAAACGUUGUGGUUUUUUAAAAAUAUUUUUCUAAUUUUUCUAUCUACGUGACUUUACCGAAAGAACGUAAUAACAGACGGAAAGGAUUUGAUUCUUGAAUUUAAUUUUGACGAUCCCUUGAUUCAUUCAUGACAAUUCCUCGAAUCAAUCGGGACGAUGGCUCGAUUUAUUCAUGACAAUUCCCCAAAUAGAUUGUGAUAAUCCCUAGAUUCGUGACAAUUCCCCGAAUAUUCUUAGUUUUUUCGGUAAAGUCACGUUGAAGAGAAACAACAAAAUAAUAAUUUAUUUUGUUUAAUUUAUUUUGUUGUUUCUCUUCAACGUGACUUUACCGAAAAAACUAAGAAUAUGAAUUACUGCAGUCACGAAAGCUUUAAAUCAAAAUUUAAAUUCCCCGAAUAGUUGGUGGCCAUUCUACAGAUCAUGGGCAGGGGGGGUUGCUGUGGGAGUGAAGUCAUCGUUGCUCUCCCAUUAGGGGUUAUGUGUUUGUACUCUUAGCUCUUAUGGAAAAUAUUAAAUUUACACUUUUUAUUUUUUUUAAAGCAAAUGUAUUUUAAACUGUAUUGGUGCUUAAUGUGUGCAUUGCAUGCACAUGUUUAUGAGUAUGAUAUUAAGGUAACGGAAUUGCUUUAAAACGACCAUGUAUUAUAACGUGUUAACUUAACUCUAGACUAGAAGAGGGGGGUUGUAUAAUUUUAUUUAAUGUUUUAUAUGUUAAAUCUAUGCAUUUUUUCUGAAAAUAACUGCAGGAUCGAAUUUGUAAACCAGAAAUAUUCUGUGGAAAAAUAUUAAACUUUCUCUUCA
This is a messenger RNA of Petromyzon marinus (sea lamprey), 7760 nucleotides long. The record is from RefSeq and is a predicted model, not a curated record. NCBI's taxonomy places the organism in Eukaryota, Metazoa, Chordata, Hyperoartia, Petromyzontiformes, Petromyzontidae.